AUGUCCAGACAUAUACUUGCUACGGAUUUCGAUGAGACCAUUACCAAUAAAGAUACUAUUUCUACCCUGGCGGAACUCCCGUACCUUUACAAAUCAUUUAGCGUUCCUUGGACUCAUUUUGUAGACACAUACAAACAAGGAUGCAGGAAUAUCGAACCUGCAAGCCGCAUGCUGCCAAUUUUGGAACCUUGGAUUCACAAUCCGAAGCAACUCAUCACUGCUACUAAUUUCGACCGAUUGUUCCAAUCGGAGAUAGAAUUCCAGAAAAGCCUAAGGCCCAUAGAGCUGAACAGUAUACGCGAACUCGAGAAGAAGGAAGCGUUUUCGGGCAUUACAGUAAAGAAUAUUCAAGAGUUUUCUAGAAAUCGCACGUUUCUGUUGCGCGAUGGGUUUUUGGAAGCUUGGAAGGCUGUGACAGAAGUCCGGGUUCUUUCCGUCAACUGGUCCGAAAUCUUCAUUCAAUCUCUACUGGAGUCAGCAGCAGAACAAAGCAGCCUAGAAGGCCCAAUGCCUCCUGUCCAAGUGGCUUGCAACAAUCUCAUUGCUGAAGACGGUAAAUUGAGCGGGAAGUUCGAUAAGGCUGUGGUAACAGGAGUUGACAAGUUAGAAAACCUAAAAAAACUCGUUCUGAAUUCCACGCAAACAGCUACAAUAUGGUAUGUCGGUGACAGUGAGACAGACAUACUUCCUAUUCUUUAUCCCGGAGUUAAUGGCGUUGUCUUACUCGAUCCUGCAGAAAACGCUAAAAAACUCACCAAAGUGACCUCUUGCAUGGGUGUUCCGGAUGAAUAUCUCAACAAGUUUGCCGCACAAAAGCUGGAUAUUGUUGAAGUACCCUGCAAGAAGACGGGAGCAUUGUACCUUGUCAAGAACUGGAGAGCUUUUGCAAGGUUGUUACGAUAA
This is a messenger RNA of Lachancea sp. 'fantastica', 903 nucleotides long. NCBI's taxonomy places the organism in Eukaryota, Fungi, Ascomycota, Saccharomycetes, Saccharomycetales, Saccharomycetaceae. The record is from the annotation of a GenBank genome assembly.